Ilyonectria robusta is the source of this 888-nucleotide messenger RNA. Its product is annotated as Alpha/Beta hydrolase protein. The record is from RefSeq and is a predicted model, not a curated record. Gene Ontology annotation, molecular function: hydrolase activity. The transcript has 2 exons. The coding region runs from base 1 to 888 and encodes 295 amino acids. Lineage: Eukaryota; Fungi; Ascomycota; Sordariomycetes; Hypocreales; Nectriaceae.
AUGUCUUGUCCAGACUGUUUUCGAGGGGCUGUCUCCACAACGCAGACGACCGGCACAGAAACUACUAUCCACGGCUUCCCUACUUAUGUUGCGCAACCUGAAAAUGGAGCUACAACGAAGGGUAUCAUCGUCAUUAUCACUGAUGCCUUUGGAUGGAAAUUUUCGAACAACAGAGUUCUAUGCGAUCGUUACGCGAAAAGGGGUGGAUUUCUAGUUUAUUGUCCGGACUUCAUGAGUGGCAGUUCCAUGGACCCCCGGGCUAUUGCUCUCCUGGACAACAUCAUGGAACCAGCCCCGUGGUUUGACACUAUUUUCUACAAGCCUAUAACCGCCAUCCAAUGGAUGACUAUAGCCCUUCCCUGGAUUCUUAAGACUCGUCUCCCGGUCACGAGAGCCCGAGUCUUCUCCUUCAUUCAAGCCCUGAGAACAUCUUCACCUCCAUUCCCAACCAAUAAUCUCAAGAUCGGUGUUGCAGGCUUCUGUUGGGGCGGCAAACACACUCUACUUCUUGCUCAAGACGAGCCGUCCUCUCGAGUACGCCGACAUAAUUCACAGAUUAAUUCUGCAAACCCCGAGCCGUUGAUAGACUGUGCCUUUACCGCCCACCCUGCAUUAAUCGAGGUCCCUCGUGACAUUGAAGACAUAGCCAUUCCGACAAAUGUGGCUAUUGGCGAUGAGGAUACGUUCAUGAAGGUAUCACUGGUCAAGCAAAUGAAGCACGUGCUUGAGGUCGAAAACAAAGGCAGCCAUGAAGUUACCAUUCUACCAGGCGCAAGGCACGGGUUUGCUGUUCGGGCACGCCCAGAUAAUGAGCAUGAGAUGGAGUGUGCAGAAAAGGCAGAGGUGCAGGCUAUUGAUUGGUUUACUCGAUGGUUGGCCCGAACAUGA